AAUUAGCUGUCGGCUUCUAGAGGUCAACUUGCUCAUCGAAAGGUCAGCGGUUGUCGCAAAAUGGCGGAUAAGGAAUGAGAAUUUUGUACGGACAAUCGAAAAUGUUUUGAAGUUUAUUCCACUACUCAUCCACCACUGUUCGCAGUUUUAGCACUGGAAAAUAUCCUGACACCAUGAAGGAUAGAAAAAGGCGAAGCAAAGGAAGAACUUGGGUCGAGGCAGCGCGCAUGGUUCUUGAGAAGCAUCCAAAGACUCCUAUGAGCUACAAGGAGAUUCUUCGUGAUAUCCAGGAAUAUGCCCUUAAGGACAUCAAAAGUGGUACACAACCCCUUGCCUGCCUGAAUGCUAUGCUACACUCUGGGUCAAGGGGUAAGAACAGUGCUUUCUACAAGGUUGGUGGAUUGAUGGGAGUAUAUGGCUUAAAGACUGACCUGCCGAAGGAAGCUACAGCCAUGUUGGAGCUGCAGAGUGAAGAUGGAACAGAUGUGUUUCCCGUAGAGUCAUCUGAUGAUGAUAACGACGAUGAGACGGAUAGACCUUACGUUCCCAUCAAGAAAAGACCUGUAUGUGUUCUGCCAGAGAGGGGGCACUUUGCUAUUCCAUCUAUCGAGCGUUUCAAGCGAGACAGUGGAUUGGAGGCAGCCAGUGGUAGCGGCACAACCAACGGCCAGGCAGUCUCAAGGCUAGACACUGAUGAGUUAGAUGACGAUGACGCUAAUCAACAAAUCUUUAGGGUUCAAAGCCCAACGUCGUCAUCGUCGUCAUCGCAUCGACAUCGACGGAAGCAAACCAUCAUCCCCCGUAUUAUCCUCAAACCGCUGAAACCACCUGAUAAAGCCGAUGGGACUUAUUUUCUACCAGAUCCUUCCCAAAGUAUCAACACAGAUGAAGUAGAUAGUGCCAAACCAAGUCCUGAUGUUGAUCAUAGAAAUCAUAUGCUACCAAGAUCACAGACUAUUAGUGAGAUAUUAGCCUCCCUUCCAGGCUUCAGUGGAAAGCCACGGCGGAGGCACAAGAAAAACAAGAAAUAUGGCUCAUCACCUUUUCCAGACUUUAGGAGAAAGUCUCAAGUUGACCUAGAAACCCCCAACUCUGUUCUUGCCAAUGUAAAUUUAAAGAAUCUGAUUAACAAGCACACAUUUACUAGCCUUCCUGCUCAUCACCAACACAAACUCCUUAAGAUGCUCCCUAACAACGAUAGACAUAAAGGACCUGAUAAUUGUCUGAGAUUGGGAGGUACGGCCCUGGAUAAUGAAUUCUUUGCGAGGGCGUGUACAAAGUGGCGUGAACGUCUUGCCAGCGGAGAAUUCACACCCGAAUCACAAGCCAAGCUGAAGGCUGAGCUGGACAAGGAGAGGGCCAAGUUAGAUCCUUGGAAGACAAAGCACUUUGAACCAGUGUGGGGUCAGUCAUCUGUACCUGAACUUCAGUCCAAGUAUUCAAGUUCUUCAAAGGCUACGAAGACACCUCCAAAGAUACAUAAAGCGUCAUCCUCCUCCACUUCAGUCUCGUCAUCGUCGUCAACGUCUGUGUCAAGUUCGACUAAAGCUUCACCAACCAAGCCUCAGAAGCAUGUUGUUAAUCACAGAGUGCAAGAACCACCGGCGAAGAUCAUCCUCAAGAUCUCUGUACCCAAAGAUGGUGUUGCAGGAGGGGUGUCCAUCCUGAAGAAAUCGUCAAAGACUAUAAGUAAGGAGAGGAGUUCAAGCAGUAGCAGCAGUAGUGAAAUAAGCAGCAGCAGUUCAUCUUCACAGAAAGCCAAAUCAUCUAUAUUGACGAGUAUUGGGACUGCAAGCCCUGCUCAGUAUUCAUGCAGCACUUUGCUUUCAACAAUGGCUGCUGCAAGUCAGAGGCAUCAGGCUGCAGCAGGAGGAACCAAGGUGGGUGAAGUCAAGAGAUCUGCUCAGCUGAUACCACCUGACUUGUCUGUCAAACGUCCAUCAGAUUCAGAAGAGUCACCCGAGAAGAGACAAAGAGUCGACUCUGAUGCUUCAUCAAGCGGUGUUUCUAAGACUAGGACUCUGGCUCAGAUCAAGAGCCAAGCACAACUCAAACCGGUCCAGUCUCAAACGAGAACCCUGGCACAGAUCAAAGCUCAGAUGGCCGCCAGGGCUCAUCAAGGACAAACGCGGACACUUGCGCAGAUUAAAGCACAAACUUCUGCCAAGGUACAUGCUAGGUUGGUGCCUGGGAAUGCGCAAGGUGCUGCAAGACCCUCAGUACACUCGCCAGCCAUCUUGGGUAGACCACGUGCCACAUCGCACAACUGGAUGAAUCUCAAAUCCAUUGUGCCUAGCAAUGCUACUUCCGUUACUGGAGGUGGUGCUAGGAUGCAUUUAGAAGGACUACACGGUGAUUCUAAGAGUGGUUCUCCAAAUAAAGUCUUGACGGUCACAGUUUCAAACUCCACCCCUGGCCAACCUGUGAUACAGACAGUCAAACCCAUCAUCAUAAAGACUCAGCCAGGUUUGAGUGUUGUCUUAGUCUCUCAAUCCAGUAUGAGUAUACUACCUAGCAAUGCCUCUAGAGUAGUCCAAGGAAAUAGUCAAAAAUCCAGUCUAAAGACCACAAACUCUGUAGCAACACUUGUUUCAAGCAAAGUAAGCAAUAAUUCAAAGACAGUGGCGUAUAUAACGCUACCAUCCAGCAAAGCUGUAGCCAGUGUCACCCCGCCCAGUACGGUCACAAGUGGUUCAUCGAACGCAUCUCAAGGGAACCAGAGCUCUGCUCCAAGCGCUGGCAAGGUGACGCAAAUAUCAUCUGCAAGCUCUGAAAACAGGACUGUCAAUCUAGUGCAUGGAAAGGUGAGCAUAGCGAAUGGCGCCAUACACACGUCCACCGUUCAGCUUCCCGGCAAGGAUGCUGGGUCGACGCACAGUCAACCCACGGUGGCCAAGGUGGUCCCGCUUUCCAACAACAACUCAUCCAUUCAGAACACCGUCUGUUCCUGUCAGAGUUCUGUAGUCAUGUCCAGUCCGAUUACGAGUAAGAGUGGUCUGCUGCCCUCUGGUGGCAAGGAUAGUCCAGAAGGCACCGCUACUACUCUGGCAGGCAAAUGCACCUGUCGUUUGAAAGCUAUGGUUAUGUGUAAAGGUUGUGGAGCAUUCUGUCAUAAUGACUGUAUAGGUCCUUCUAAUCUAUGUGUUUCCUGUCUAAUAAGGUAAUAUAAUAGGUAUUUAUAUAUAUAAGCCUGUAUUCUGGACUCCAGAUUAACUUCACCCAUUGCUUACGGGAACUGGGUGGUCCCUGUUUAAACCUAUGGGAUUCAAAGAAUUUCGGAGGCAACGGGCUAAAACCAUGAUCUAAAGUUGUGGCUGGACUAUAGGUAGCCAAAUGGGACAUGCAUGUUUAUUACUAGGUGAUCAAUUUAUCAUCAAUUUUUGCAAUAUAAUCAUGAAACCAAUUUUUAAAAAUAAUUACAAUUGAUUUCUUCAUAAUCAAACCAUGGGAAGAAUCCCAGUAAAUGGAAUAAGCAAGAGCGACUGGUGAUCCUUUAUUGUGGUAAGUGGUAUGCACCAAAAUGUUCAUUAACAAUGGUUUAGCGCGUAAGGAAGGUUCACCAGUCAUUCUUAAAGUCACUCUCAACUUGAUACAAACAGCUUAUGAAACGACCCCUGGACACACACUUAUUAGCUUCCCAUAAUUGUAACCCUGACUUAAACCAUGAUUGAGUUAAGCUGGGGUUCAAAAUACAGGCCAUUACAUGUACGUCUAGCAAUUUGUGCAUUGUGUAAACUGGGUUUUCGUCUUUUCACACAUAGAAUGAGCCUUAGCUCUGAGUUUGCAGGAAAAUCAGGGUUGGAUGGUAGCAACAUGCCUUGGUAUUAUAAAUUAGAUACAUGUCCAUGUAUUCUGUCUGGAUGUUUAAUCUUUGCUUGAUAUGUGUCCAUUUAAAAAUGUGACUUCUCCCCCCCUCCCCAAGAUGAAUCAUUGUUCCCAAUCCGAAUUGUCAGUUUGAAUUAUCAUUAUCCAAAUAUCACAUGCAUUUUAUUUAACUUACAUAGUAUGAUAAUUUUUGAAAGAAAGUAUUUUUUUUUUAGUUUGUCCAAAUUAUGAGCUGUAAUUCUCACAGAGAAUCGAUUUCAGAUGCAUUCCAUUUACUACAUGGAUACAUGAUUUUUUUUAAAAAUCAGGUUCAGUUUGUCCCUAGGUAUAAGCUGUAAUUAUUGCAGAGAAUCAAUGUCAGAUGAAUUCUAUUUACAAUACAUGAUGAUUUAAAAAAGGUAUAAGCUGAUAUUAUGACAGAGAAUUAACUAUAGACCCAGUCAGCAAUCUUUGAGCAUAGAUUACACUCGAUUUAGACUCGAGCCAGAACAAAGGAAAUGGUCCGGUGAAUCCAUUGUUCUGCUAUUGUUCUGGGCCCGAGUGUAGAUUCAAGUGUAAUUACGCUCAAAGAUUGCUGACUGCCACCGUACAGGCGACCUGUCUUAUCCGGACACCUUGGGACCAGCACCAAUCCGGAUAAGGGAUUUAUCCGAAUCUGGGAGACCCAAUAAUAUUAAAUACAUGCAGUUGCCUCCUCUAUGGUAGCUACAUGUAAUCUAUUGUAGUACAAUGGGCGUAGAGUCUACACAGACCGUAUUCACUGCAGUCUUAGUGCAAAGUAAUUUUUUUUGCAGAAAUGAAAUCUUUUUACCAAAACUCUUGGAUUUACCUGCAGAAAUGAUUGAGGUAUACAUCGAGCAUACCUCGAAAGAAGUUUUAAAAUUGGAUCAUCGCGGCGAGCAUUGCAGCUUUGCAAAGUCAGCCAUUGUUAUGAUUGUAGGCUCAAACAUGAUAGAUAGCGCUGUACGGAUGUCCGUAAUGGAGGCCUAGCGCUCGCUAGUGAGACGUGUUGUUUUUUCCCGGAAAAAGAGAGAACGUGAUGAAAUGGUUGCGAUGUGCCCUGAUUUACUGGAAAAUCAGCCUGUCUGAUUAAUUUUUUUCGGUGAUUUGGGUAUUGAUAUUUUCAUUGAAAAUAAUUUUGUUGUAGGUAGACUAUAUUGGAAAAUGUAUGUAAAAUAAUGUAAUCAAAGUGAGUCAGCAUAGGAAUUUUGAGUUAAGAUUGAAAUCGCAUUUCCCCCAUGUACUAGAUUGAAAAAAAAAAAUCUCAGCAAGUUUGCAUCCAGAUAAGGGGAGGCCGGAUAAGAGAGGUCGGACUGUACUUCUAAUUAAGUCAUUACAUUCGCGAGUUCAAAAUCAGCAUCAGAAAAUAAGAAAUCUUACUUCUGUAUAUUGCCAUUAGUGCAUUUGAAAA
Molecule: messenger RNA, 5236 nt
Organism: Lytechinus variegatus (green sea urchin)
Lineage: Eukaryota; Metazoa; Echinodermata; Echinoidea; Temnopleuroida; Toxopneustidae
Product: putative Polycomb group protein ASXL2
Exons: 13
Coding region: 174-3164 (996 amino acids)
Biological process (GO): positive regulation of transcription by RNA polymerase II; animal organ morphogenesis
Cellular component (GO): PR-DUB complex
Molecular function (GO): chromatin binding; DNA binding
Source: RefSeq, a predicted model, not a curated record